CAGGAGGGGGAGCAAGAGUUUGAGGAGUGAGUGCUCUUGGUCAGCUUUAAACACUCUUGGUGUAAAGACGGAGUAGCUGUCAGAGACCGGAGCGUUGCGACAGAUGGACAGAGCGUCUUUGUGAAGUAGUGGAUUUAAAAUGCAGCUAGGCCACGCUUUUUUAAAAAAAUAUAACGUAAUCGUCGGUUUUAUAAAGCGUGCCGGAUUAAACUGUAGCGUGUGACCGACGACGCGCUACAUCGUAACUUUUGUUCCGAUGUCCAAUGCUGACGGACGGCUCGUCCAUCUGUCUGAAACAAAAAAUAAACUAGUCCAGACAUGAGCACGGUUCCUCUGGUGUUUUGGGACCAGUUGCAGGCUGGCAGCUCCGAUGUGGACUGGUGUGAAGGAAAUUACCUCAUUUAUCCCAGCAUCGCUGAAUUCUACAACACGAUCAGCAACAUUUUGUUUUUUGUUUUGCCGCCCAUAUUAAUGUGCUUGUUCCACCAAUAUGCAACACAUUUCAACAGUGGGAUUUACCUCAUAUGGAGUCUUCUGGUUGUGGUUGGUAUUGGAUCAACAUAUUUUCAUGCCACUCUCAGCUUCCUUGGCCAAAUGCUGGAUGAAUUGGCCAUUUUAUGGGUGCUCAUGUGUGCCAUUGCCAUGUGGUUCCCAAAGCGGUACCUACCCAGGAUAUUCAGGAGGAAUCGGUCAAAGUUCAAAGUGGUCAUUGGGAUCUUGUCAGGAAUCACCACGGGGCUGGCCUUCGUUAAGCCCGUUGUCAACUCUUUGUCACUCAUGACUCUGGGCAUUCCCUGCACUGUGCUGCUCAUUACGGAGCUGAAAAGGUGUGAAAACCCACGUGUAUUCAAGUUGGGCCUGAUCUCAGGGGUCUGGUGGGUGUUGGCUCUCCUUUGCUGGAUCAGUGACAGGAUAUUCUGUGAAAUGUGGUCAUCUGUCAGCUUUCCUUACUUGCACUGUUUCUGGCACAUCCUCAUUUGUCUGGCAUCCUACUUGGGUUGCAUUUGCUUCGCCUACUUUGAUGUGGCGACGGAGGCUCCAGAACAAGGCCCUGUUAUUAUGUUCUGGCCCAGUGAGAAGUGGGCCUUCAUCGGCGUGCCCUACAUCACUUUGCUCUGUGUCCACAAGAAGUCGACUAUCAAGGAGACAUGAGGUGACUCACGUUUGCCCUUCUGGUUUCCUUUCACACUUCCAGGAUGUCUCCUGAAAACAUGGACAAACAUUACGUCAUGCUGUUUUUGUCUGUCUGUGACCCUUGGCAAAUUCUCUGGAGAUAUUAUGAGACAGAGAGACUUUUUUAAAUAAUAUUGUAUGAAAGCCAACAAACCAUCCCAAAACCGUUCUUAGGUUUUGCACAAGAGUGAAAGUAUUAAACAUGACAGG
Thalassophryne amazonica is the source of this 1383-nucleotide messenger RNA. It is a transcript of the gene acer2, whose product is annotated as alkaline ceramidase 2. Gene Ontology annotation, biological process: ceramide metabolic process. Bases 319 to 1152 code for a protein of 277 amino acids. The transcript has 6 exons. Gene Ontology annotation, cellular component: membrane. Gene Ontology annotation, molecular function: hydrolase activity, acting on carbon-nitrogen (but not peptide) bonds, in linear amides. Lineage: Eukaryota; Metazoa; Chordata; Actinopteri; Batrachoidiformes; Batrachoididae. The record is from RefSeq and is a predicted model, not a curated record.